Molecule: messenger RNA, 1311 nt
Organism: Monoraphidium neglectum
Lineage: Eukaryota; Viridiplantae; Chlorophyta; Chlorophyceae; Sphaeropleales; Selenastraceae
Exons: 9
Coding region: 1-1311 (436 amino acids)
Source: RefSeq, a predicted model, not a curated record
AUGGCGCGUGGGGCGCGCACUGCCGAGCUUGCCGCGCUGCUCCUGGCCGCUGCGCUCGUCGGGAGUGCAGCGGCGGCGUGGCACCAGUGCGUUGCUCAGGGCCUGUAUGGUGGCGCCUACGGCUACCAGGCGGUAGCGAACCUCUCCGAAUUCCGCCUUGGCCUGAUCAACUCCGUCUGGCCGUACACAAUCAACAAAUCCAAGGAGGACGUGCACAGCUGGAAGCGCUAUGACGCUUUUAACCCCUUCAUCGCAUGCCCCCCGAGCCAGCCGCUGCGCCGCGUGGGCUCCGAGGCGGACGGCGGGAAGAUCAUAUGCGACGUGUCCAAGCUGGCGCCGCCCUGCGUGAUCUACUCCCUAGGCAGCCAGGGGGACUUCACCUUUGAGAGAGACAUGCUCAAGCUCACCAAGUGCGAAAUCCACACCUUUGAUUGCACGUACGAAGGCGCGUCCAUAGACGAGCGCCACCACUACCACAAGACCUGCCUCGGGUUCCCCACGCAGCCGCUGUUUGAGGACUACGCGAGCAUUACUCAUCGGCUGGGCCACAACGUGGUCGACUUCCUCAAGAUCGACAUCGAGGGCCACGAGCCGAGCGUGCUGCAGUCGCUGGUGCUGAACCGCGGCCACCUGCCGCGCCAGAUCACGAUCGAGAUGCACAUGCGCAACGCGGUGGGGGCCAUCGCGCCCGUCGACACCAUCCAGAUGUCCAUCCUAUUCUAUCACAUGGCGCUCCUCGGAUACGGCAUCGUGAGCAGGGAGGACAACCUCUGGGGCGUGCGCGGCUGCUGCGCAGAAUUCACGUUCCUGCACGUGGAGCACACGCACAGGCACCACCACCGCGGCGGCCAGGCCCAGAAACGCGCGACGCCCGCCGGCUUGGCGGACGCGGCCGCCGCCCCUGGGGCAGUCGAGCUGCUGCCGUCGGCGUCGGCGUCGGCCGCGGCCGCGGCGGAGGACAUCCCUUGGGGCACGCCCGUCACCGUCACGGGGCCGACGCCGUCCCUGGGGUUCCCGGGGCUCAAGGAGCUGUCAGAUAAGGUCAGGGCAGACGACGCGACGGAGAGGGCAAAGGCCGUCGCCCUCAGCGGCGCGCCCGACGCUGGCCGCCGCCGCCGGCGGCGUCGCCUCCGGCGCUACCCGGGCCUUGGGCUGUUCGGCGGCGGUGGCAGUGGCGGGGGCGGCGGCGGUGGCGUGGACGGCAGGGGUGGUGGCGCCCGACGCAGGCUGCUGACCGGGUGGCAGGGUUCAUAUAAGUGGGCGGCGGUCGGCACGUGGGAGGCGCCGGCGGGGCAGGAGGCCGACGAGUAA